AUGGAAAAAGAGGGGCAUUUGGCAAAAGCAACCCAGCCCACAGAUUGGGUUAAUUCUAUGGUUGUCGCAUUGAAAGGACAGAAGAUCCGCAUCUGCAUCGACCCAUCUGACCUGAACAAAGCGAUAAAGCGAGAACACUACCCUAGUAAAACAGUGGAAGAAAUUACCACGAAAAUCUCCGGAGCCAAAGUGUUCUCAGUAUUGGAUGCCAAGAGUGGAUAUCUUCAAAUGAAGAUAGACUAUGAAUACAGUCUCCUUACAACGAUGAACACACCGUUAGGUCGAUACCAUUGGCUAAAGCUACCCUUUGGCAUCAAAUCCGCACCAGAGAUGUAUCAGAGAGCAAUGGAUGACAUGUUAGAGGGGAUAGAAUAUGCAUAUGCCAUUAUGGAUGAUAUUCUGAUAGCUGCCCGUGACGUAGCGCAUCAUGAUGCUGUCUUACGACAAGUCCUUGAUCGUGCUCAGAGCUACAACUUGAAGUUAAACUUCGACAAGGUGAAGAUCAGGAAAGAGGAAGUGCCGUACGUGGGACAUCUCAUAUCAGCACAUGGGCUCAAACCGGAUCCCACGAAAGUCGAAGUGAUGAAAAACAUGCCAGCACCCGAGAACAAAGAUGAUGUCCGCUGUUUUCUGGGAUCAGUUCAAUACCUAGCCAAGUUCUUACCACGCUUGGCUGAGGUAGAAGAGCCGCUACGGCACCUAACAAAGAAAGAUACAGUCUUCCAUUGGGACAAAGCGGCAUCUGACAUAUUUACGUUCAAGAGCAAAAACUAUGUACUGUCAGUAGAUUACUACUCCAAGUACAUUGAA
Paramuricea clavata is the source of this 810-nucleotide messenger RNA. The record is from the annotation of a GenBank genome assembly. Lineage: Eukaryota; Metazoa; Cnidaria; Anthozoa; Malacalcyonacea; Plexauridae.